GCAAGACUGAGCAACUGCUUCUCAGAGAGAAGAGCCAUCACUAUCUGAAGGCAUUCUAAGCUUAUCAUCAAGACCAGAUCUAAAGGAGAGCCAUGAGCCCUGAAAUAGGUAAAGUGGAGGUGAGGAAGGCUGCCAGCAAGGCCCCCAUCCGUGCCACCGCUGGGCCGUCCACCUCAGGCCCCCCCAAGUUCAAACAGAGGAACACACGCCAAUUCAAGAGCAAGCCCCCAAAGAGAGGAGUCAUUGGGUUUGGCGAGGAUAUUCCUGGAAUGGAGGCCUUAGGCAUGGACUUCAAUACCAUCUGUCCAUGGGAGGCUUACAGCCACCUGGAGUUGCAUGAGCUAGUGCAGUACGGGAUCAUUUGAGAGUAGCCCCUACCACCCCUGCCCUACACACCCCUGCACAAAGUCUGGCAUUACCCUACCAUCACACACUUCCUUACACAUCACACUUAAUGUCUGCAGUAAUGUUGUGUUUUGGUCCUCAGAAGUCUCAUACUAAUCUGCCCCCCCACCCACACCUACCUCUAUACAAGGGGAAUUCAUUUACUCUCUUUCCCAUACAUAAACCAGUAACUAAUUGUUUUAGAUUGUUUUAGAGGUGCUUUCAACUCACAGCUAACAUGAGAGUUUUUCCACAGUAGUUUAUUUCUCCUUGUUGAUGCCUUGCUCCCUUUUCAGCAUUUUUGGGGUAUGAGCUCAGACUGAGAACACGUUGUUCACUGGCCCUCUAACUGUUUGGCAUUUUCAGCCGUAAUGAUGUUUGAUUUAUGUCAGUAAACAUUUUUAUAUCUGAAUACACUUCACAUGUGCCACUUCUGAAGGAUCGGCUUGCACUAAUUACAUGUGAAGUUGACUCUAACAGUCUCACCAUCUUAGAAUUACGUAGGUCUGCCCAGGGCAACACUUAGUCCAUGCUUUCCUUUUUGUACCACAGACUUUGCUCUGUUUAGAUGCAUUGCAGACCUUCGAGCUGCCAUGUUUUUGUCUCGUCCACGCUGUGUCCAAUGUUGUGGCUGUCCUCGGAGACUGGCCAUCAGGUGGAGUACAGCCUGGGAGCAGCUCGCCGUUUGGGGCUCAUAGCUCGGCUCAGGCUGUCAGCCUUAAAACGCCUGUAUGUGUGUGUAGGUGGAUGAGGAGGGGCACCAGAGAGACACAUUCUGAGUGCACUGAUGUUGUCUAUGGUUUGAUAUGUCUGUCUAGCUUGCACAGUCCUGUGAGCACUGGAA
Alosa sapidissima (American shad) is the source of this 1228-nucleotide messenger RNA. Its product is annotated as retinal cone rhodopsin-sensitive cGMP 3',5'-cyclic phosphodiesterase subunit gamma-like. Gene Ontology annotation, biological process: visual perception; positive regulation of G protein-coupled receptor signaling pathway; positive regulation of epidermal growth factor receptor signaling pathway. Gene Ontology annotation, cellular component: photoreceptor outer segment membrane. Gene Ontology annotation, molecular function: cGMP binding; 3',5'-cyclic-nucleotide phosphodiesterase activity. Bases 93 to 365 code for a protein of 90 amino acids. Lineage: Eukaryota; Metazoa; Chordata; Actinopteri; Clupeiformes; Clupeidae. The transcript has 4 exons. The record is from RefSeq and is a predicted model, not a curated record.